AUGGAUAUCAUUAUCAUUAUUAUUAUUGCUGUUGGUAUUUUACAGCUGCCAUUAUUGGUUGAUGUUAUACGAAAUCUAUUUCCUCGUCUUAAUAUAGAACGAAUUACACAAGAUUAUGCCUCGUAUUUAUUAUUUUCUCUCGUUGUUACAGUCUAUUCUGGUUUUAUGUAUUUAUUCUUUUCAGCCUACCUUUACGUUAAAGCUGAAAAUCCAUACGCGACCAUCAAUGGUUGGAUCCAUAUUUUCUUAGCAAGUUAUUUUUGCAUUGUAUCAUUUUUUCACUAUACUUAUGCAAGUUUUCAUGAUCCUGGUACAGCACCUUUAGCUACGUUAGGUUCUCACACGGAUUAUCCUGUUUGUACAAAGUGUGAUAGAAUUAAAGUAGGCGCUACAAGACAUUGUAAAGUCUGCCAGCGCUGUAUUUGCAUGAUGGAUCAUCAUUGCCCCUUUACUGUCAAUUGCGUUGGCUUGAACAAUUUUUACUACUUUGUAUCGUUCUUGGGUUACGCCUGGUUAGGCAUGUCUUUUGCGAUCUACAUGACUUUUACAGCAUUUAUGGGAUGUAUGAUAGGUCAAACGUCUUAUCGCAAUGCUUUACCAGCAUCAAUUUGUUUCAAUUUAGGUAAAAAUGCAAUUGUUCUUGUCCCUAUCGUCACAUUAUGGCUAGCAUUAGGUACAUUGCUAGCAUUUCAGAUUAUAUGUUUGCUAUGCAAUGUAUCCACACUUGAUUUUUCCUUAUUGUUUCGACAAACUAAAUCCUUGCGCAAGAUGUGGUAUCAAUUUCGUAAUAUGGAAUUUUUGCAAGAAAAUAGUCGGAUGCAGGUUCUAUAUUUUAGCAGGAGAAAUUACUUUUGGCAGCACUUUUUGCCGCUACCAAUUCAAGACUUACCCUGCUGUUACUGA
Messenger RNA from Trichoplax adhaerens, 903 nucleotides. RefSeq lists its product as uncharacterized. Bases 1 to 903 code for a protein of 300 amino acids. The transcript has a single exon. NCBI's taxonomy places the organism in Eukaryota, Metazoa, Placozoa, Uniplacotomia, Trichoplacea, Trichoplacidae. Gene Ontology annotation, molecular function: palmitoyltransferase activity. The record is from RefSeq and is a predicted model, not a curated record.